Molecule: messenger RNA, 864 nt
Organism: Ixodes scapularis (black-legged tick)
Lineage: Eukaryota; Metazoa; Arthropoda; Arachnida; Ixodida; Ixodidae
Product: glutathione hydrolase-like YwrD proenzyme
Exons: 6
Coding region: 1-864 (287 amino acids)
Source: RefSeq, a predicted model, not a curated record
AUGCUUUACUAUUUCUUCAAGGCUCGGCCUACCAAGUCGAAUCCAGCAAAAUAUUAUCACCUUGUAAUUGAAGCGACGAGAUUCGCCUUAGAAGACGGCUUGCCUCACGUUGGCGAUCCACAAGUCUCGAAAAUAGACCAACUGAUACGGAAGGAGCAUGGCGACAAGAAGAAAGAACUGCUUGAUGUCGAGAGGUUCGUGCCCCGUUGCUCGAGGGACCUGCCCAAUGUGAAACAGGGCGACACUACCUUCAUGGCCGCUGUGGACCCAUGGGGAAACGCAUGCUCCUUCAUCACCAGCAUCGCUGAACCCUUUGGCUGUACCACUGUCUCAGAGUAUGGGUUCGGAGUACACUCACGUGGCGAUGGUUUCAACACAAUGCUUGGACACCCCAACUGCGCAGCACCAUGCAAGAAGCCUUUUCACAGCUUGAUGCCUGUCUUGGUCACAGACAGCUCCUCGGGAAAACUGUUGUCUCUAGUUGGUACAAUGGGAGGGAGUGCACAACCGCAAGCAAUCCUGCAGGUUUUAUUGAACAUGGUCGAGCACGGUCUAAACCCCCAAGAGGCGAUUGACAAACCGCGCCUCAGAAUAGGAUGGGGCCGCAAGCUUCAUCCGGAUGACCCACUCGCGGUGGAAGACGACGUCGACGCUGAAUUAAUCGAGUGCCUGAAGCAAAGACGCCACGCUUUCAAACAGGUCGUCAGCGGCAUCGAUAGAUCGGACAUGGGCCACGUCCACGUCAUCGCCAGGGGCAGGUGGUGGGACCCAGAGACGAGUGGAUCAGAUGGCCACGGGACUGGGGAUGGCGUUCUCUGGUGCGGCGCAGAUCAAAGAUGUGGGGGUGUCGCCAUGGCUUACUGA